This is a messenger RNA of Camelus dromedarius (Arabian camel), 2543 nucleotides long. RefSeq names its product selenoprotein P (gene SELENOP). Gene Ontology annotation, cellular component: extracellular region. Gene Ontology annotation, molecular function: selenium binding. NCBI's taxonomy places the organism in Eukaryota, Metazoa, Chordata, Mammalia, Artiodactyla, Camelidae. The transcript has 8 exons. Gene Ontology annotation, biological process: selenium compound metabolic process. The record is from RefSeq and is a predicted model, not a curated record.
CUCGGUUGUUGGGUGACAUCCUCUCCCCUCUGGCCUCGGAAGGAUGAAGUUCCAUCCCUUCCCCAGGCUCCGCGAGUUCUCUGUGGGUACAGUGGGGAGACGGGGGUCGUAGCGGGUAACUAGGAACCAGAUGGCGACCUCCAUUCUUCCAGAUACCCCCCGACCCCCGCCAACUUAUAUAAACCUGCUCCACAAAACCUUGAUGCGCCCUUGGCUGGAGUCGUUGGAGGGAGGGGUAAUUGUACAAGCUCUGGUGAUUAUGAGGGAAGAAAGGGAAGACAGUAAACAACGGUGGAAUGUUCUCAUGCUGCCUCUGCCUUCAUCACAAGCCAGGAAGACACAGCAGAUGACUGAGCAGCCUGGGGGACUUGGCUCAGGACUUCUCCAGCUGGAGAUGGUCUGCUGAAGAAUGAAUGAAAAGGAGACAGAGCCACAGAGGGAAGGAGUGGGGAUCCCUGAGUCGAGGCUUAGAAGAUCUCCACCUGGGAGAGCUGCCCAGUCAACAUCAGAAUGACAACCCCAGCAAUGUGGAGAGGCCUGGGGCUGGCCCUGGCUCUCUGUCUUCUCCCCGGCGGAGGAACAGAGAGCCAGGAGCAAAGCUCCUUUUGUGAGAAACCUCCAGCCUGGCACAUCAAUGAUCAAGACCCGAUGCUGGACUCAUAUGGCUCAGUGACCGUGGUUGCUCUUCUUCAGGCCAGCUGAUACCUGUGCAUUCUGCAGGCAUCCCGAUUGGAAGACCUGCGAGUAAAACUGGAGAAAAAAGGAUACUCUAACAUCUCCUUUGUUGUUGUUAAUCAUCAAGGUCUCUCUUCUCGAUUAAAAUAUAUGCAUCUUAAAAAUAAGGUGUCAGAGCAUAUUCCUGUUUAUCAACAAGAGGAAAACCAAACAGAUGUCUGGACUCUUUUAAAUGGAAAUAAAGAUGACUUCCUCAUAUACGACAGAUGUGGCCGCCUUGUGUAUCAUCUUGGUUUGCCUUUCUCCUUCCUAACUUUCCCAUAUGUAGAAGAAUCCAUUAAGAUUGUUUACUGUGAAAAUAAAUGUGGAAACUGCUCUCUCAAGACCCAGGAACAUGAAGACUUCUGUAAAAGUGUCUCUUUGGCUACAGAGGAGCAAACAACCGAGGCUCCACAGCCUCAUCCUCAUCCCCAUCACCGUCACCAUCACCAUCACCAUCAUGGGCAUCAGCAUCUUGAGAACAGUCAUCCUUCAGAGUAUCCAAAACCAGAAGCACCAGAUGCUUCUGAGAACCCCCCUCCUUCAGAUCUUCGUCACCACCAUAGGCACAAGGGUCCCCAAAGACAGGGAUACUCAGGGAACUGAGAUAUGCCAGUAGGAAGUGAAAGUUUACAACUUUCUCUUCCACAAAAGAAGCUCUGACGAAAGGGAUGCAUAAAUCAGUUAUUCUGUAAAUUCCCCAAAGAUUCAGAGUUGGCUCUGAGUAGCUGAUGCUGACACUGUCGACAUCUGGUAUUUGAAAAAACAGGGUCUGCAAUCACCUGACAGUGUGAAGAAAACCUCCCCUCUUUAUGCAGCUGACAAGGCCUUCUGGCAGAGGAGACCGUCAUUGAAUCUUGACAAUGACGUAUGCCUCCAGCUGCCUGACAGGCAAGUCAGCAGCUCAAGCCCACAGAAGCCAGCACCAAAUGAAGCUGAAAAAAUAAGGCAGAAAUGUGAGAAUGACCUUCAAAUUAAAUAUUUGAAAUUGGACAUACUUCCCAAGUCAGUCUAGGCAAUUACAUUUCCAGCAUUUUUGUAAACUACCUAAUUAAUAGUGAUCCAAAAAUAGGACUUGGAUUUGUGCAAAUGCAGAGAAAUCCACUAUAUUGGUUUCUACAUUUUAAACUUUAAGUCAAAGAAAUUUUGACCCAAGCCAUAGUUUUAUUACAGGGCAACUGAAAGGUGAUUGCAGCAUUUGGUUAAUAUGUUUUUCUUUUUCUUUCUCCAGCAUUCUACUUGCAUUAAUGAAAACAGGAACAUAAACUAUGACCUAGGGGUUUCUGUUAGAUAGUUAGCAACUUAGAAUGGAGGAAGAACAACCAAGACAUGUUUUCCAUUUUCUUUACUUGUUUCUCAAAACAAUAUUAUCUUUUGUCUUUUUUAAUCUUACAUUUUUAACAGAUUAAAUCUUUAAAGAAAGAAGUGAAUUCUGACUUUUCAGAUCCCAAAGUACUUACACAUGAAUAUUUUGCUAUUACAUUUUAGAUAUCCAUUUAUACUUUUUUAUAUCUCAGACUCAUGUCUUGAUUUUUACUAUCACAUAUGAAUGAAGCCUUUAUAUAUCUUGGUUUCUUUAUCUAGCAUUUUAUCAUACUCUAAAAUUUGAGAUUGCCAGUCUUGAAAGCUAGAAGGAAAAAGAUAAAAGAAUGUUGUCUAUCUCUUGAUUGCUUAGAAAGUAUUUCCAUAGUCAAUGAUGGUUCAGUAGGUAAACUUAGUCCUAUAAACCCGAACUCCUUUAUGGUUAAUACUGCUAAGCAAGCAUGCGAUACACAAUUGGCAAGAGUGUGGAUUUGUUUAAAUAAACUCAAUAAAAAAGUUUAAAGCUG